Messenger RNA from Schizosaccharomyces octosporus yFS286, 2331 nucleotides. RefSeq names its product DNA ligase. Gene Ontology annotation, cellular component: DNA ligase III-XRCC1 complex. Gene Ontology annotation, biological process: mitochondrial DNA repair; double-strand break repair via alternative nonhomologous end joining; lagging strand elongation. The record is from RefSeq and is a predicted model, not a curated record. Lineage: Eukaryota; Fungi; Ascomycota; Schizosaccharomycetes; Schizosaccharomycetales; Schizosaccharomycetaceae. The transcript has a single exon. Gene Ontology annotation, molecular function: ATP binding; DNA binding; DNA ligase (ATP) activity. The coding region runs from base 1 to 2331 and encodes 776 amino acids.
AUGCCUCCGAAAAAAAGGGCUAAUGGUUAUGUGCAAGGAUCUUCAAAAAAUUCCAAAAGAAAAGCGGAAAAUCAAUCGAAUUUCACAAUACAAGAGCUGUUCUUAAAACAGCGACUGUCAAUACCUGACACCCAUAAAUUAAUUGGCCACGCAGAGCCAGAACAAGGUAAACAUGUAGUUUCGGAUGAUGAUUAUAAUAUUGCGUUAAAGCUGCAAAAGGAAUUUGAUCAAGAAGUUGCUGAGGUGGGAGGCAACCAGAGGGAUGCCCUAAACGGCAAUGGGCUUGUAUCGGAUUCACCACAAAGAGGACAUCUGGAAGAGCCUUCAUGUUCUUUGAUGAAAGAAGAAGAUGUUCCGAACGAAGAUAGGGUUACAUUUAGUAGCAAUUGUAAAGAAACCUUUUUUAUUGACGAGGAUAUUUUUCAGCAGGAUCCUCUAGCCUUCGAAAAAUAUUGCCGCGAAAGGGUUUCGAUAACUACUGAAGUUGAUGCACCUUAUUCUUUUCUAGCGAAUACGUUUGUGCUAAUUAGUAGUACAAAAUCUAGAAUUCGCAUAGUCACCCUCCUCACUAAUUGUCUUCUGUUCUUAUUACAUAUAGAAAAGGAUUCUUUGUUGUCUGCGGUAUGGCUUUCUACCAAUGAUAUAGCACCCAGCUUUUACGGAAAAAAUUUAGGGGUCGGGCCUGCUAUGUACUCAAAAGCGCUGAAGGAGGUUUGCGGAAUAUCUUCACAAUCACUCAAGAACCUUUGGAAUCGUCACGGCGAUCCUGGUGAUGUUGCUUAUGAAGCUAAAGUGUCUGUGCGUACACUAUUUCAGCCUCAGCCGCUGACUAUCAAAAAGGUGUUCUCAACUUUAUUAAAGAUUGCCGAUUGUAUUGGUAAUGGGGCUCAAAAUCGUAAACUUGAAUUGACAAAAUAUCUUUUAAUAUCAGCUAAAGCAGAGGAAGUCCGAUACAUUGGAAGGAGCAUAAUGCAAAACCUUAGAAUUGGAGCUGUACAAAAUACUAUGCUUACUGCUUUAAGUAAGGCCUUUAUUAUUUAUUCCGAUUAUGAGAGACUAGCAAAUUUAGGGUCUGCUAGUUUACAAGAAGAGUUUCAAAAGGCGGAAGAAGCACUUAAACAAAGCUUCUAUCAAGUUCCAGAUUACAACAUUCUUGUGAAGACAUUGUUGACUACGGGGUUGAAUGACUUGACCCAACGUAUGUCAAUAAGACCGGGUACUCCAGUCAAACCGAUGCUAGGGUCAAUUACGAAAAAUUUACAAGAGAUGCUACACAAGUUGAAGGGUCACAAUUUUUGUUGUGAAUUCAAAUACGAUGGUCAAAGGGCCCAAGUUCACAAAUCCAAAACGGGGGAAGUAAAAAUCUUUAGUCGUCAUCUUGAAGAAAUUAGUGAACGAUAUCCUGACGUUAUAGAGUCUUGUCAAAUUGCACAGAAGACCAAUGCCGAUUACAUUAUAGAAGGAGAGUUGGUAGCUAUUGACAGUAAGUCAGGACAAAUUCUUGAUUUUCAAACACUGUCUACGAGGGAAAGGAAGAAAGUCAAUUUAAACGAAAUAACUGUUCAUGUCUGUUUCUUUAUAUUUGAUAUGAUGUACUUCAAAGGAGAGUCUUUGUUGCAGUGCCCUUUGUCCGUAAGAAGAAGAAAUAUUAUUGAAAGCUUUAAUAUCAUUCCAAAUCAGUUUCAGCUUGCCGCGUCUCUGGAAUCGAAAGAAGAAGCUGCUAUUCAGGAAUUUUUUAAUCUCGCGAUCAAUAGUAAAUGUGAAGGAUUGAUGGUGAAAGUUUUGGACGGGAUAAACUCAAAACUACCUUCGACAUAUGAGCCUGACAAACGAGGUGAAGGCUGGAUUAAAGUUAAACAGGAUUACUCUGAAGAGUUUGAAUCCUUAGAUCUUGUACCAAUCGGUGCUUGGUAUGGAAGUGGAAGAAAGGCAGGAUGGUUCAGUCCUAUUCUUCUUGCUGUAUUCAACCCCGAAAACGCAACGUACGAAGCGGUAUGUAAAUGUAUGUCCGGUUUUAGCGAUCAGUUCUAUAAAGAAAUUACUGAUCGCUAUUCCCUUGAUUCAGGAAAUAGUAGCCCGUGCGUGCUUACUUGUCCGCAUGCAAUGCGAGGUUUAAUAGAAAUACUAGCUUCGGCUGAUGAAGUCUGGGAAGUCAAGGGUGCACAGAUUACUUCUUCUCCUGUUUACAAAGCAGGUAUUGGGUUAGCUGAUGAAGACCGAGGACUAUCAAUUCGAUUUCCACGUUUUAUUAAAAUUCGAUCGGAUAAAGGUCCUGAGGACGCAUCUACUAAUACAAUGCUAGCUGAAAUGUAUAUGAAACAAAACCAGUGA